GGUAGCCUUACGUUCGUUUAUUGCCAAUGUUAUAGAUGGAACUUUCACAUAACUAUGAGAUAAUUAUUGAUAUUUUCCCAAUAUCAAUAUGGAAGCGUUAGCUGCGUUUGGCCUGGCCGCUAAUAUUGCGCAGUUCGUUGUUAUCGCCGGACAAACCAUUGAGAAAACCGUAUAUCUUUCAACUAAGCAACAGAGUUUGUUGGCUGAAAAUGCAGACCUUGAAAAGAUAGUCCAGGAGUUCAUCGGCGCGGUUCCGAUGAUACAGCGAUUAGACUCAAAUAUUCUUGGAAGUGACCCUAAACUCAAGAUGCUAGCAGAGGAUGGCAAACGCAUAGCAGACGAGAUCCAGCAAAAGUUUGACAAUAUUAAGGCUCGAAGAGCUAAACGGAGACGCACUGAACGUCUAUUUACGACCUUAAAGGAGUUAAGAAUGAAAGACGAACUGGAUUCAUUAAGCAGCCGACUCGCGGCUUUUCGAAGCGAGAUUACGCUACAUAUUAGCUUAAAACUCUUGGAUCAUCAAGAGCAAAUAAGGCAGAACUUGAAUGGAUAUACUGAAAGCAACCAUGCUUAUAAAAAUCGCAUCGAAGCCCAAUUAGGAGAGCUCACUGAGAAGAUAGACAGUCUCACGUUUACCGAAUCCCUUGAUGAAGGGGACGAGAGAGUCUGGAGAGGUACCUCGAAGCAGCUCGGAGAGCUUGUAAGAGGGUUUAACUCUUGGUAUCCCCAGAUGCUAGACUUCCAGAAAACUCAGAGAAUCAUCAACAGCCUCGAGUUUAGCCAAAUUGAAGAGCGGCGAAACGCUAUUCUGGAUGCACACAAAAACACUUAUAAAUGGGUCUUUGAUGGCGACGUUGCCAAUUUAAAAUCUUGGCUUACAACGGAAGACGCUUCCAUCUACUGGAUAACUGGAAAUGCCGGCUCUGGAAAGUCAACACUAAUGAAAUACAUCCGCGAACACCCCCGACUAUCUGCUCGACUCAGGACCUGGGCUGGAAGUCGGAAACUUUACGUUGCGUGUCAUUUCUUCUGGAGUGCGGGCACUCCAAUGCAGCAGUCACAAGAAGGGCUACUUCGCACACUGCUUUUUCAAAUUUUGCUCGAAUGCCCGAGUCUAGUUUCUCAGGUAUUCCCGGAACAGUAUAGAAGGCCAUUGCGCCAUUGGGAAGUCUCUAUAGGGCUUAGGUGGACAACUAAGGAGCUUCUUGACGCAUUGAUUUUGCUCCCCUCCAUGAUAAGUCCAGACUGUCUGUUUAUCUUCAUCGACGGCCUAGAUGAAUAUAGCGGGGAGCAUGCCUCACUACUAGAAAUCAUCAAGUCCCUUGGUAAGGUGAGGAAUAUCAAGCUAUGCGUUGCUAGCCGUCCUUGGCUUGAUUUUAUCGACGCUUUCGAAGGAAAUCCCUGGAAAUUAUAUCUACAGGAUCUGACGAUGUCUGACAUUGAGACGUACGUUCGAGAUCAUCUGGAAUCUCAUUCUAGAUUCAAGCAACUGAGCAUCCGGGAUGAGGAUGCCGCCCGGGGCCUUGUAGAUAAAAUUACUACAAGAGCUCAGGGGGUGUUUCUAUGGGUCUAUCUAGUCGUCAAAUCCAUGAUCAGAGGCCUUAUCAAUGCAGACAGCAUGAAAGACCUGCACCGCAGGCUGGAUGACUUGCCUCAACAAUUAGAAGACUUUUUCGACCGAAUACUGGCUUCUAUUGACAAUUUCUACAAAACCCGGACGGCCCGGGUGUUUCUUGUAUUGGCCCAUGCUCGAACUCCUAUGACUCUUAUUUCCUUCUAUUUUCUUGACCACGAAGAAGGACUACCUUUUGAUCCAGAAUCAUUCCUUCUAGAAUGGCCAGCAGUGAACGAGAUGGAGCUGGAAGUGAUAACGACGAAGAAAAGGCAGUUAAUUGCGCAAUGCAAGGACUUGAUACAAAUCAUCGAGCGACCAAAGGAUCCUAUCAUGUUUAACUUCACCGCUAGCUUCCUGCAUCGUACGGUUAUCGACUUUAUCAGUCAGCCGCGUAUCCAUGAAAAUCUCAUCAAGGCUGCUGGAGUAGGUUUCAAUCCCAUAAAGACGCUGUUUGAGACCAAUGCUAGACAAUUCGAAUCCUUAAUCCAUCUACUUCCAAGAGUAUAUCUAAAGCCUUACCUACGAAAUUGGUACCUGGCUUCUAUUUAUUACGCUCGCGAGAUAGAGGUGUCCCUCGGUAUAUCAGAAACACAACAGCUAGAUCAGAUAAACGAAUCACUUAUCAGCUAUUUGGAAACGAGGGGCAUGACAACUUAUUCAUUCAGCGAAGCACUUUCUAAACUCUUUGACGGCUAUAAUAGUUUUGAGAGUAUUCCAUCUUAUAAAUCUUUCCCUGAGCUUGCAGCUCAUUGUGGGUUGCGCCUCUAUGUUAGCGAUAAAAACCAGAGAGCGGAGAUUUUGCUCCUGUCACUUAAGCCGACGUUAUGUAUUGAACAAACCUCAGGCUUUGUAAUCGGUCGAGUCCCUGAUGAGUUACAAUCACGACCGCGCCUAACCACCAUUCCCGGUAGACAACCCUACAGCAACACUUUCCACAUGUUUACUGCAAUAGAAGAAGAAUUGUAUUACUACCAACGGAACUUGGUACCGCCGAUAGAGCCAGUAAGAGUACGGAUGAGACGGACAUCUGAGCUAUCAGAACAUAGAAUGACGCCAGUUUCCGUGCCGCAGAAAGAAUCAAAGACAAGGGUGUUAAAACGGCUAUUGCUAAGGCUACGACGCUAAACGAGAGACUCCACGUACAUCUCCUUACUGGCUACGUAUUGCUCUUGUCUUUAUCCUUAGUGUAUCGACCUUUGCGUACAUAGUAUAACUAGCUUGAAGAUUAUUCAUGCUUUCAAGUAUAAUAGCAAGUGUCCCGGAGUUAGUAUCCUUCUUCACACUGUUCCUUGAAGGGCUUUGGAUUUCAUUAAUACCAAGGCAUAUAGCGGCUAAUAUAUGUUAGUAUAUGUGGCGGAUUUAUCUAAUUUACAGCGUUUGUAUUCCAACACGUUCAGCAGCAUGGGGCAUUUCUAGAACACAAGUUUAGUAUGGUUGUUUAACAUCAUAGGCCAUGUUUAGUCGCACAAAGGUUAUCAGACCGUCUCUAGGCCAUACCUCGGUAGUCUUCUAUAUUACAUAGGCAACAUAAAUCUAUCGGUCCCUACAUAUUUAAAUAUUAAUACUAAGCCUAAUUUAACAUUUGUAA
Molecule: messenger RNA, 3203 nt
Organism: Daldinia decipiens
Lineage: Eukaryota; Fungi; Ascomycota; Sordariomycetes; Xylariales; Hypoxylaceae
Exons: 2
Coding region: 89-2740 (883 amino acids)
Source: RefSeq, a predicted model, not a curated record